Molecule: messenger RNA, 2605 nt
Organism: Oryza brachyantha (malo sina)
Lineage: Eukaryota; Viridiplantae; Streptophyta; Magnoliopsida; Poales; Poaceae
Product: alpha-1,3-arabinosyltransferase XAT3-like
Exons: 6
Coding region: 344-2122 (592 amino acids)
Molecular function (GO): glycosyltransferase activity
Source: RefSeq, a predicted model, not a curated record
UGCAUGGUUUGGUAAUGCUCACACAUCAGGUUAGCUAGUUCUUUGAUAUACGUAGCAGAGCGUGCCAGGUUCAGUUGUCCAAUCACGCAUGAGAAGCUCGAAUUUACUUGGCAACAUCGAAGGUGCACUGCACUGCAGAGUCUGACAAGCAGAGAAAAAAAAGAAGAAUAUAAGCGAGCAGCUCGUCAGGCUCUGCCCUUCCAUUUUGCUUGUGCACAGAAGCUUCCACUUCCACCAGCUGCUUGCUCAUGCAGAGCUAGCUUGGCUAGGAUCUCCUCUCCUCCAUUGCUAGAAGCAAGAGGAAGCAAGCAGAGCAGAGCAGCUCGCUCGCUCGCUCGCUGCCAUGAAGGGGAGCAGCGGGCGGCUGCAUGCCCUGCGGUUCGAGUCGCAGAGGUUCAGGCUGCUCACCAUCGUCGUCGGCUGCUUCCUCAUCUCCCUCACCUUCCUCCUCUCCUCCCGCCCCGACGCCACCGUCUUCUCCACCCUGGGCCCCAGAGCGUCGUUCGAAGACGCGCGCAGGCCGGCGAUCAAGACCCUGCUCCGAUCGUCGUCGUCGGCCGCCGCCACCCGGGAUUUCCAUGUCGACAUCCUGCCGCAGCAGCAGCGAGACGCCCGUGCUCAUCUUCAACACGGCAUCGAUCAAGCCUCUGAAAGGACGACAGAAUGGGUGAAGGACACGGUGAUAAUCCAGGAGAGCACCGACGGCGGCGAGAGGCCGGAGGAGGAGGAGGCGGCGGAGCGUGUCACGGCGGAUUCCGGUGACGAUGCUGCAUCUGCAGUCGCCGACGAGGACAACGCCGUGCAGACCACGGCCGCCGUGGAAACUGAAACGACGACGUCGACUUCUACUCGUCCCGACCAUCCAGUGGAGGAGAAGAAGCAACGGCUUCCGGUGAAGCUUCAGGACGGCGGUGAGCAUGCUCUGACGCCGGAGCUGAGGGAGACAACACAUUCCGUGGACCGUCAGCCGCUCUGCGACUUCUCCGACUUCCGCACCGACAUCUGCGACUUCGCCGGCGACGUCCGCAUGGCCGCCAACUCGUCGGAGUUCGUCCUCGUCGAGUCGGCGGCGGUUGGGCAGCCGGCGUCGCACAAGGUGCGGCCGUACCCGCGGAAGGGUGACGAGACGUGCAUGGGCCGCGUCACGGAGAUCACCGUGCGGUCGACGGCCGACGUGGCGAGCGCGCCGCCGUGCACACGGACGCACGACGUCCCCGCCGUGACGUUCUCGAUCGGCGGCUACACCGGCAACAUCUUCCACGACUUCUCCGACGUGAUCGUGCCGCUGUACAACACCGUGCAGCGGUACCGCGGCGGCGUGCAGCUGGUGAUGGCGAACGUGGCGUCGUGGUGGCUCAUCAAGUACGACACGCUCCUCCGCGAGCUGUCGCGCCACGCGCCGAUCGACCUCGCCAAGGCCGGCGCCGCCGGGGAGGUGCACUGCUUCCCGCACGCCGUCGUGAGCCUCCGCGCGCACCGGGAGCUCAUCAUCGAGCGGGAGCGCAGCCUGGACGGGCUGGCCACGCCGGACUUCACGCGGUUCCUCCGCGGCGCGCUCUCGCUGCCGCGCGACGCGCCGACGCGGCUCGGCGACGGCACCGGCCGGCGCCCCCGCCUCCUGAUCAUCUCACGGCGGCGCACCCGCCUGCUCCUGAACCUCGACGCCGUCGUCCGCGCGGCCGAGGAGGUCGGGUUCGAGGUGGUGGUGAACGAGUCGGACGUGGCGAACGACAUCGGGCAGGUCGGGAGGCUGAUCAACUCGUGCGACGUGCUGCUCGGCGUCCAUGGCGCCGGCCUGACCAACAUGAUGUUCCUGCCGCCCGGGGCGACGAUGGUGCAGGUGGUGCCAUGGGGCGGCCUGCAGUGGAUCGCUCGCAUGGACUACGGCGAGCCGGCGGAGGCCAUGGGGUUCAAGUACAUCCAGUACGAGAUCGCCGUCCCCGAGAGCUCGCUCAAGGACAAGUACCCCGCCGGCGACGAGAUCUUCACCAACCCGACGGGGCUCCACAAGAGAGGCUUCAUGUUCAUGAAGCAGACGCUCAUGGAUGGACAGGACAUCACCAUUGACAUCAGCCGAUUCAGGCCAGUGUUGCAGCAGGCACUCGACAACCUCGCCAACUAGAUCAUUAGUUCAUCUGCCUACGUACCUACGUACAUUUUGUUUCUAGUUCAUCACAUUCACAUUCUUUUACUUUUUUUUUCAUCUCUCUCUCUCUGCCUCACAGAGAUUAUAUUGAUGCACACUUGCAACUAUAUAUUACACUGUAAUUAAGAUAGAAAUUAAACGGCUUGUUACUGUAAUUAAAUGGAUCCAAGAAUCGAUGAGCAAUUGAGCAGCAUAUACAAAAUUGUGAGAGGAGACUGUUCAUGUGGUCGAGAAGAUGGUCUGCUACUGUACUGCUAAGUCCUUUGAUAUGGUCAAGUUGUGAAAGAAAUAGAGCUUACCAGGUAGUGGCUACAGCUUGAAAUAUCCAUGGAAAGAUAUGCAUGUACUGUAAUGAUCAUUUGUGCACGGCCACUAAUCACCGGUAGCUUCAUCUCUGAAUCCUAGCAAUGUGGCACAUGGUACAGGCUAGCCAUUGAUUGACUUGUGCAUCCAACUGCU